AUGCUGAAAACCGAUCAAGAAAGCCGGAAGUCGAUUCUCGAUUACUGCGCUGCAAACGAGAUAACCUGGCAUUUCAUCCCACCGCGUGCUCCACACUUUGGCGGACUGUGGGAAGCAGCCGUCAAGUCAGCGAAGCACCACCUGUUACGUGAGAUCGGCAACACCAACGUGAGUUACGAGGACAUGAGCACUCUACUAACCCAGAUCGAGAUGUGCUUGAACUCCCGACCCCUCGUGCCAAUCCCAAGCGAUCCCUCGGACCUAGAGGUCCUGACACCAGGCCACUUCCUGGUCGGCACGAACCUGCAAGCUGUUGAAGAACUUAACCUGGCCGACGUUCCGGACAAUCGUUUGUCGCACUGGGAGCUGACACAGAAGCGUUUCCAGAGAAUCUGGUCGAGAUGGUAUCCUGAGUAUCUACAACAGCUCCAGUCGCGCGCAGUCAAGGGCUGCAAGAAUCCCGUCACGAUCGUACCAGGACGAGUUGUGCUGAUCAAAGACGACAACCUGCCGCCGACGCAGUGGCCGCUAGGCCGAAUCACCCACGUCCAUCCCGGCAAAGACGGCGUUGUUCGCGUCGUCACUUUGAAAACAGCAACAUCGGAUGCCGUCGUCAGGCCGGUCGCCAAGAUCGCACUUCUGCCAGUUCCGGCCGAGUCGGAGCAGCAGCUUGAUCCAGCUUGCAGAAACUGA
Molecule: messenger RNA, 693 nt
Organism: Culex pipiens pallens (northern house mosquito)
Lineage: Eukaryota; Metazoa; Arthropoda; Insecta; Diptera; Culicidae
Exons: 1
Coding region: 1-693 (230 amino acids)
Molecular function (GO): nucleic acid binding
Source: RefSeq, a predicted model, not a curated record